ACAUGCAUCCCGUAAGCCAAGAUGGCGGAAGAAUCAUCGGACGAAUAAUCAUGGCGGAUUUUACGAUUUCUGUGAAGUUUUGUUGAUUUUCUGAAACAAUAGAGACGACCCAUGGGCUUACCUAAUCUAACCCCGGAGGAAGAAUACCUUCUUAAGAAGUUUGCUCAGUUGAAGAAAAAGAAGAAGGCGCUUCAAAAGUCGAAGGAAAAGACUGAAACUCCAGUUGUCGUCAAGACAGGAACAAAGCGGGAUGCUCCAGCAGAAAUUUCCCAUGCUCCUGAAGAUGCUAAAGAGAUUGCUAAGAAGCUAAUUGCUUCAGGGGAAGUAAAGAUUAAAAAAGAUCCUGUCCAUAGGGAAUUUAAAAGGGCAAAAGGUGGAGAAAGAAGACCUAAGGAGUUUCAGCAGCAACUGCCAUCAAACAGAAAUGAGCAGCAGGCUCGUGCUGCAGCAAUGAAGAAUCUAUAUGAAAGUUUUGUACCCUCCUCAGCUACACAGAACAGACGCUUUUCUGAAGGGCAAGGGUCUAGUAGAAGAAGUUGGUCCGAAGAACCAAGAAAGGGUAACACCAUCUAUGUAAAAGGUUUUGGACUAACAGAAAAAAUCCUUCAGGAAUCAUUUACUAAAUAUGGUAAAGUGCAAAAAGUCAACUUUGAAAAGGACAAGAGCCAAGGCUUUGUAACGUUUGAUUCCUGUGAAGCAGCGGAAAAAGCAAUUGAUGAGAUGAACGGCAUGCUGGUUCUUGGUGUGCAUAUCAAAGUGGCUCUUUCAAGAAGACAACCAAACAUGGGAGAUACACAAGGGCAUCAUCGAAGACCCGGAUUAGGAAGUAGAGAUUCUAGAGGGCACAGUGCAGGCCUUCAGUCACAGGAGGCAAGGGAAAUUGUUUCGUAUGAUGACCUGUAGAUUACGACACGCCGUGAA
Messenger RNA from Orbicella faveolata, 921 nucleotides. RefSeq names its product negative elongation factor E-like. The record is from RefSeq and is a predicted model, not a curated record. Gene Ontology annotation, biological process: negative regulation of transcription elongation by RNA polymerase II. Gene Ontology annotation, molecular function: RNA binding. Lineage: Eukaryota; Metazoa; Cnidaria; Anthozoa; Scleractinia; Merulinidae. Gene Ontology annotation, cellular component: NELF complex.